UUAAGGUCUGACGUGUCAGGGAGCCAUGCGGAUGAUGGGGAAGUAGGACCCUCCAUGAGGAGGAAGAGGAAGAAGAAGAAAGAUCCACGUCCUGAGUCCUUCAUUGUUUAUCGGUCUGAAAUGGAGAGGGCACCAGGAGAGGACCAAGGAGGAGACGAAGGAGCAGAGAGGAGCACUGAGGAGGGAACUAAAUUCCUCUGCACACCCACAGGCGAAGGCUGGAGUCUUCCUCCAGACAGCCGCUACGUGACCCUGACUGGCACUAUUACGCGUGGAAAGAAGAAGGGUCAGGUGGUGGACAUACACGUCACUUUGACAGAGAAGGAAAUCAGGGAACUCGCCAAGUCGAGGGAGCGUCUUGAUGCAGCAUGCGAAGCGAGCGAAGGCUCCAAGCGCACCUGUAGCUUAGGUGCGUGUCAGGGACCCCAUGUGGUCCUGUGGAGCAUCUCGUGCGCACCUGUGGUUUUCAUCCUCUCGUUCAUCACUUCCUUCUACUACGGCACCCUCACCUGGUACAAUGUCUUCCUGGUGUACAAUGAGGAGCGGACGUUCUGGCACAAGAUAACAAUAUGCCCCUUUCUUAUCAUCUUCUACCCCAUGCUCAUCAUGCCUUUGGCGCUGUCACUGGCUCUGUACUCUGCUGUGGUGCAGGUGUCCUGGGCCUUCAGUGAGUGGUGGCAGGCGGUGCGCGACCUGGAGAAAGGCUUCUGUGGCUGGGCCUGUGGGAAAUUGGGGCUUGAAGACUGUUCGCCAUACAGCAUAGUCGAGUUGCUUGACUCUGACACUGUUUCUGGCACUCUACAGAGCAAGGCACCCAGUGAACUUGCCCAAACGUCAUCAGUGUGAAGUAGUGGGCACUGGGCUCAAGGAGCAUAUUGCUAAUGUGGUCAAAGUUGGGAAUUAUUUGAAUAAUUUGAGUGUCAAAAUGAGCACCACUACUAUCUAUGUUUUUGCUAAUGAAGGGUUUGAGACUUUCCUGAA
This is a messenger RNA of Maylandia zebra (zebra mbuna), 981 nucleotides long. NCBI's taxonomy places the organism in Eukaryota, Metazoa, Chordata, Actinopteri, Cichliformes, Cichlidae. The record is from RefSeq and is a predicted model, not a curated record.